Messenger RNA from Megalobrama amblycephala (Wuchang bream), 1574 nucleotides. RefSeq names its product formin-like protein 14. The record is from RefSeq and is a predicted model, not a curated record. Bases 489 to 1088 code for a protein of 199 amino acids. NCBI's taxonomy places the organism in Eukaryota, Metazoa, Chordata, Actinopteri, Cypriniformes, Xenocyprididae. The transcript is spliced from 2 exons.
AAUUUUCAUUUUUGAGUGAACUAUCCCUUUAAUGUGUUUUACAUGUUUAUGUGACUCAGUUUUGUUUUAGAGUCAUUUUACACUGGCAAGGGCAAGCUUUUUUUGUAAUAAGUCUAUUCUUUCCUCUCACAUGAGAAUUCCUCUACAGACGAACAUCCUUUGCCUGUUUCCUGUAACCAUAGAGAUAAUGAAUUCAGCCAAUCCCCAGGCAGGACUGCGUGGAAUGUUUUCCUGAACUCUCUUUGAAUUUCCUUCCACGACAAACGCUCCUCUCUAGCAAUUUCAGAGCGCAACUCUCAGUCAUUAUACUUGUCAGGAAUACUUCUAUGGAAUGCUGUAAAAAACACCAGGACUCGCCGCCAGGCCCUGAUCCGAUUCCUGGGAUUGCAAACAGCGUUCUCCAGAACAGAUGUUCAGCGAUGGUCGACUACCCAGACACUUCUCACAAGUGUGGUUGAGAAACGUAUGACUCUGGAGUGACGGGAGCUAUGCCCACUGAAAGUACCGACAGAAACUCGACUGAUUUGGCUGAUGUCCCUCUCAGGAAGCCAUCUUCUGUGAAUCAAUCAGCUGUCGGCUGUGGGAUCUCAACUCUGCCCCAUGUUUGCUGGGACUUUGAGCUCGGUUUGGCUGUGCUGUUGAUGGCCUUGGCUGGGCUUUUGAUCUUGGCAUUACUGUAUUGGGUGCUCCUGCUGCGCCACAGGCUCCGCGUCGCUCAGGCCGGGAAUGCUCUGGAAUAUUUUGGUUUCUUCCACAUGGCUCAGUAUGAUCUAAAAGAGCCCAACCUGCCUGUAGUGACCCCUUCUCUUCCCUCCCCACCUCCACCUGUUCUCCACCUCACUCCUCCGCCUCCACCUGUUCUCCACCUCACUCCUCCACCUCCACCUGUUCUCCACCUCACUCCUCCGCCUCCACCGCCGAUGUUGUAUGUGCCUCCCGUCAUCCACACCACCCCACCAAGCCCUCACCCAUCAUGUGGAGCCGGCUCGGAUGCGGAGGUGUACUCACGGAUCGGAGUCCUGCGACCCUCGAGACCCUCCAGUGUGAGUCAGGCCCAGGUGAUCCUGUUUGAACACUCCGCACUUUGACGACCUGACGCUUUCAAGUAUAGAAGCACAGCUGAUUUCACUUUGUGUGCUUAUUUUUGGACUGCUUUUCAAUAUUUAAAGUAUUAGGUAGAUCAGACAAUCACCCACUUUCUAAGUACAUUCCUGUUUAUAUAUUUUCUGUUUUUUAAAAAUGUUUUACAUUUAAAAAGCUUUCAAAUGUGUUUCCUAUGUUAGGAAAUGUAACAGGAAAAGCGGUUUGUUUUGAAACAAACAUAUUUUUCUUUUUCCUGCAUCUGCCUUUGUAAUUUCCUUUAAAGGGUGGGAUUUCCUGAGGAGACUUUCCAUUUCUUUGUUCCUCUCUGCCUCUUCGGAUUUCAGUGUUCCUUCUCUCUCACUGCCUAAGUAAAUAUCAAAUAAAUAAGAAUGAAAAUAAUUAAGUAUUAUAAAAAUAAAUAAUAAAGUCAAUUUGUGACCCUGGACCACAAAACCAGUCAUAAGUUGCACGGGUAUAUUUGUAGCAAUAGC